GCUCCAGAAAUGGUGGUGGUGGCGGCGGCGGAUACUCGAAUGGCGGCGGCUACUCCAACUCCAACUCCAACGGUUACUCUGGUGGUGGUGGUAGUGGUGGCUAUGGAGGUGGUUACGGUGGCGGUAGCUACGGCGGUGGCUAUGGCGGAAGAGGUGGUGGCGGCGGUGGUGGUGACCGGAUGUCCAACCUCGGCGCUGGCUUGAAGAAGCAAGAAUGGGGUAUGUGUGAUUCCUAUGCAACGCGCUAUCGUCAGAAUUAUGAUGCUAAUUUUUAUUCUAGACUUGGAUUCUUUACCCAAGUUUGAGAAAUCUUUCUACAAGGAGCACCCCGAUGUCGCCAGCCGGUCUCAGCGCGAUGUCGACGAUUUCCGUAAGAAGUUUGAGAUGUCUGUGCAAGGAAAAAACAUUCCUCGUCCUGUCGAGACCUUCGACGAGGCUGGUUUCCCCCAAUACGUGUUAAGCGAAGUUAAGGCUCAGGGUUUCGAACGCCCUACCGCAAUUCAGUCUCAGGGAUGGCCCAUGGCUCUCUCUGGUCGUGAUGUUGUUGGUAUCGCCGAGACCGGUUCCGGAAAGACUCUGUCCUACUGUCUUCCUGCUAUUGUCCACAUCAACGCUCAGCCCCUUCUUGCUCCUGGUGACGGCCCUAUUGUUCUCGUCCUCGCCCCUACCCGUGAAUUGGCAGUCCAGAUCCAGACCGAAAUCACCAAGUUCGGAAAGUCCUCUCGCAUUCGCAACACCUGUGUUUAUGGUGGUGUCCCCAAGGGCCCCCAGAUCCGUGACUUGAGCCGUGGUGUCGAAGUCUGCAUUGCUACUCCUGGUCGUCUCAUUGACAUGCUCGAGGCCGGCCGCACCAACCUCCGCCGUGUCACUUAUCUUGUUCUUGACGAGGCCGACCGCAUGCUGGACAUGGGUUUCGAGCCCCAGAUCCGCAAGAUCAUCUCUCAGAUUCGCCCUGACCGUCAGACUUGCAUGUGGUCCGCCACAUGGCCCAAGGAAGUUCGUCAGCUUGCUUCGGAUUUCCUCAAUGAUUACAUCCAAGUCAACAUCGGUUCCAUGGACUUGUCCGCUAACCACCGUAUCACGCAAAUCGUCGAGGUCGUGUCAGACUUUGAGAAGCGCGAUAAGAUGAUCAAGCACCUUGAGAAGAUUAUGGAGAACCGCGGCAACAAGUGCCUCAUUUUCACUGGAACUAAGCGUAUCGCCGACGAAAUCACUCGCUUCCUUCGUCAGGACGGAUGGCCAGCCCUCUCUAUUCACGGUGACAAGCAACAACAAGAAAGAGAUUGGGUCUUGAACGAGUUCAAGACGGGCAAGAGCCCAAUCAUGGUGGCUACUGAUGUGGCUUCCCGUGGUAUCGAUGUUCGCGACAUUACUCAUGUGCUGAACUAUGACUACCCCAACAACUCGGAAGACUAUGUUCACCGUAUUGGUCGAACUGGUCGUGCCGGUGCCAAGGGUACCGCCAUCACUUUCUUCACCACUGACAACUCUAAGCAGGCUCGUGACUUGGUCACUAUCCUUACUGAGGCUAAGCAGCAGAUUGACCCCCGUCUCGCCGAGAUGGUUCGCUACAGCGGUGGCGGUGGCGGCGGCCGUGGCGGCUAUGGCCGCUGGGGUGGCCGUGGUGGUGGUCGUGGCCGUGGCGGCAACUACACUGCUUCCAAUGCCGCUCCCCUUGGAGGCAACCGCCGUUGGUAAACUGCUCGUAAUGCCCAGUUCAGUCAUUGAGCUUGUAUUCCCAUGUCGCAUCGGUAGAUCUUGCUUUCCCUCGCAUUCGGUAUCCAUUGUAACUCUUUACGGGCGGCGUUCGUCGAAGUCACGAUAGACUAUUAUGCGGUUUUUGUUUUCUUUCGCUUCUCCGUUUACAGGUUCUUUCGAACUCAUGCGGAUACGGGUUAAUUCUGGUUUCGUUGCCCUUUACGUAUCUUAAAAAAGUUGUGUAUCUCCUAGCGCAUAUUGAGAAGAGCUGAGGUUAGAUAGUCUAGUCUCAUGCAAUGUAUUUAUCUGCUUAUGACUCGUCAAAUAUACGCUUGACUUGCGUUAUCAU
This is a messenger RNA of Aspergillus pseudonomiae, 2047 nucleotides long. Its product is annotated as DEAD-box ATP-dependent RNA helicase DBP2. NCBI's taxonomy places the organism in Eukaryota, Fungi, Ascomycota, Eurotiomycetes, Eurotiales, Aspergillaceae. The transcript is spliced from 4 exons. Gene Ontology annotation, cellular component: ribonucleoprotein complex; nucleus; cytoplasm. Gene Ontology annotation, biological process: rRNA processing. The record is from RefSeq and is a predicted model, not a curated record. Gene Ontology annotation, molecular function: ATP binding; RNA helicase activity; RNA binding. Bases 235 to 1698 code for a protein of 487 amino acids.